GCGGCGGCGGCGGCGGCGGCGGCGGCGGCGGCGCGAUGGCGGCGGCGGCGGCGGCUGCUCCUGGGCCCAGUCCGCAGCGCGUGGGCUUCGUGGGCGCGGGCCGCAUGGCCGAGGCCAUCGCGCACGGCCUCAUCCGAGCAGGAAAAGUGGAAGCACAGCUCGUGAUGGCCAGCGCACCAUCGGACAGGAACCUCUGUCGCUUCCAGGCCCUGGGCUGCCAGACCACCCAUUCUAACCACGAGGUGCUGCAGACCUGCCAGCUGGUCUUCUUUGCCACCAAGCCCCAUAUCCUGCCCUCCGUCCUGACAGAGGUGGCCUACUUGGUCACCUCUGAGCACAUCUUGGUGUCCGUGGCUGCAGGGAUCUCGUUGAGUACCUUGGAGGAGCUGCUGCCCCCCAGGGCACGGAUCCUGCGGGUGUCACCCAAUCUGCCCUGUGUGGUCCAGGAGGGAACCAUGGUUAUGGCACGGGGCCGCUACGCCAAGAACAGUGAUGUCCAGCUCCUGCAGACCUUGCUGGAGGCCUGUGGGCAGUGUGAGGAGGUGCCUGAGGCCCACGUGGAUAUCCACACUGGCCUCAGUGGCAGUGGUGUGGCCUUUGUGUGCGCCUUUUCUGAAGCCCUGGCUGAAGGUGCCGUCAAAAUGGGUAUGCCCAGUGGUCUGGCACAUCGCAUCGCUGCCCAGACUCUGCUGGGGACAGCCAGGAUGCUGCUGCAGAGUGGUCAGCACCCAGCCCAGUUACGGACAGACGUGUGCACGCCUGGUGGCACCACCAUCUAUGGCCUGCAUGCCCUAGAGCGGGGAGGCCUGCGGGCAGCCACCAUGGACGCAGUGGAGGCUGCCACUUGCCGGGCCAAGGAGCUUAGCAGGAAGUAGGCAUGAGGCAAGGCCUAGCCCCAUGUACACACCCACUUCUCACCCUCGCCAGCUUCCCGAGUGGGAUGGGUGGGGAUGAGUUAAAGAUCCUUCUCUGGGUCCAGGAGAGGCCCUGGCUAGCAGGAUGUAGCCUGCAGAGCCCGGAAGGCGCUAUAGGCAGUACCGCUGGAUCUCGCCUCAGUGUACCUGCCCCAGGGGUAGCCCUUCUGACCUCCUGGUUUCAGUCCUCCUGAGAUCUAGCCUGUCCUGGUAAGGGUAAUAAAGACACUGUCUAGGCAUGGGUGA
Messenger RNA from Sorex araneus (European shrew), 1160 nucleotides. It is a transcript of the gene PYCR3, whose product is annotated as pyrroline-5-carboxylate reductase 3. The record is from RefSeq and is a predicted model, not a curated record. The transcript is spliced from 6 exons. Gene Ontology annotation, molecular function: pyrroline-5-carboxylate reductase activity. Lineage: Eukaryota; Metazoa; Chordata; Mammalia; Eulipotyphla; Soricidae. Bases 36 to 875 code for a protein of 279 amino acids. Gene Ontology annotation, biological process: L-proline biosynthetic process.